AUGAGCAUCUCAGUGGAUCUCGUCGUCACCUUGACGGAGGCUGUUAAUCUGCAACGUGAAGCCUUGCGCUCGAUGGUCUCUACCAAGGGCCGAUGGUUGGCUGUCGACGAUGAGAGCUCAGUUGGUCACAGAUGCGGUCUGCCUUCCCACAACUUGGUCACGAACAUCAAAAUCAAGAGACAGAAGGUAAAUCAGGAGCGAAUAACUCAGAAAAACGACGCCGAUAUGAUCAAAGCAGACAGCGAGUAG
Molecule: messenger RNA, 249 nt
Organism: Penicillium mononematosum
Lineage: Eukaryota; Fungi; Ascomycota; Eurotiomycetes; Eurotiales; Aspergillaceae
Exons: 3
Coding region: 1-249 (82 amino acids)
Source: RefSeq, a predicted model, not a curated record